GCUGCCGGGUCCCCGGCCUCCGGGGAGAACGGGCCCUUUGCAGAUUAGAGAUAUUUGAAACGAAAAAAGAGGUUACAAAGUCGCCCCUUUCGCGCUGAACUUUGGUUUUCUGACCGAUAGAGGCCGGUAGAGGACUGUGAGAGAAAAGUUGUCCCCCAGGAUGGACUUCACCGCGCAGCCCAAGCCUGCCACUGCCCUCUGUGGCGUCGUGAGUGCCGACGGGAAGAUCGCUUACCCUCCGGGGGUAAAGGAGAUCACCGACAAGAUCACCACCGACGAAAUGAUCAAACGACUGAAGAUGGUAGUGAAAACAUUUAUGGAUAUGGAUCAGGACUCAGAAGAUGAAAAACAGCAGUAUCUGCCAUUAGCCUUGCAUCUUGCUUCUGAAUUCUUCCUCAGGAACCCCAAUAAAGAUGUGCGUCUUCUUGUAGCAUGUUGUUUGGCUGACAUCUUUCGAAUCUAUGCCCCAGAAGCUCCAUAUACGUCUCAUGAUAAACUUAAGGACAUAUUUUUGUUUAUUACCAGACAAUUAAAAGGUUUGGAGGAUACAAAGAGUCCACAGUUUAAUAGAUACUUUUAUUUAUUAGAGAAUUUAGCUUGGGUUAAAUCGUAUAACAUCUGCUUUGACUUGGAAGAUUGCAAUGAAAUUUUUAUUCAGCUUUUUAGGACUCUCUUCUCAGUGAUCAACAACAGCCACAAUAAGAAGGUACAAAUGCACAUGCUAGACUUGAUGAGUUCUAUCAUCAUGGAAGGUGAUGGAGUUACUCAAGAAUUACUGGAUUCCAUUCUCAUUAACCUCAUUCCUGCACAUAAGAACUUAAAUAAACAGUCCUUCGACCUUGCAAAAGUCCUGUUGAAAAGGACCGUCCAGACUAUUGAGGCAUGCAUUGCCAAUUUUUUCAAUCAAGUCCUGGUGCUGGGAAGAUCGUCAGUAAGUGAUUUGUCAGAACAUGUAUUUGAUCUAAUUCAGGAACUUUUUGCUAUAGAUCCUCAUUUGUUAUUAUCUGUCAUGCCGCAGCUUGAAUUCAAACUGAAGAGCAAUGAUGGAGAAGAGCGAUUAGCUGUUGUUCGACUUCUAGCUAAAUUGUUUGGCUCUAAAGAUUCUGAUUUGGCAACACAGAAUCGUCCUCUUUGGCAGUGCUUUCUUGGACGAGAGUCUCAUUCAAUUAUUCAGAUACUUGAGUUUUUUUCUCUUAUUACAGAAUAUUUGAAGGUUAGAUCUCAUGAUCCAGAAGAAGCUAUUCGUCAUGAUGUCAUUGUAACUAUAAUAACAGCUGCCAAAAGAGACCUUGCCUUAGUAAAUGAUCAGCUGCUUGGUUUUGUAAGGGAAAGAACACUGGAUAAGCGGUGGCGGGUAAGAAAAGAAGCUAUGAUGGGUCUUGCUCAGCUUUAUAAGAAAUACUGUCUUCAUGGUGAAGCAGGAAAGGAAGCUGCAGAGAAAGUCAGCUGGAUAAAAGACAAACUUCUGCAUAUUUAUUACCAGAACAGCAUUGAUGACAAACUAUUGGUAGAGAAAAUCUUUGCUCAGUAUCUUGUUCCCCACAAUCUGGAAACAGAAGAGAGAAUGAAAUGCUUAUAUUAUUUAUAUGCUAACUUGGAUCCAAAUGCUGUAAACCAAAAAAACAUAUGUGACUGGCUGUUCUUUUAUUUCUGUUUUAAAUUUCAGUCAGAGGCAAACUGUUCUGCCAUGUUUGGAAAACUGAUGACCAUAGCAAAGAAUUUGCCUGACCCUGGGAAAGCACAAGAUUUUGUGAAGAAAUUUAACCAAGUUCUUGGUGAUGAUGAGAAACUGCGGUCUCAGUUGGAGCUAUUAAUCAGCCCGGCAUGUUCCUGCAAACAGGCAGAUGUUUGUGUGAGAGAAAUAGCCCGGAAACUUGCAAAUCCUAAGCAGCCAACAAAUCCUUUCCUAGAGAUGGUCAAAUUUCUGUUAGAAAGAAUUGCACCUGUGCACAUUGAUUCAGAAGCCAUAAGUGCACUAGUAAAAUUGAUGAAUAAAUCAAUAGAGGGGACUGCAGAUGAUGAAGAGGAGGGUGUAAGUCCAGACACAGCUAUUCGUUCAGGGCUUGAACUUCUUAAGGUUCUGUCUUUCACACAUCCUACCUCGUUCCACUCUGCAGAGACAUAUGAGUCCUUGUUACAGUGCCUAAGAAUGGAGGAUGACAAAGUGGCAGAAGCUGCCAUACAGAUUUUUAGAAAUACUGGCCACAAAAUUGAAACAGACCUUCCCCAAAUACGAUCGACCUUAAUUCCCAUUUUACAUCAAAAAGCAAAGAGGGGUACUCCACACCAAGCAAAACAGGCUGUGCACUGUAUACACGCCAUAUUCACAAAUAAAGAAGUCCAGCUUGCACAGAUUUUUGAGCCUCUCAGUAGGAGUCUGAAUGCUGAUGUACCAGAACAACUUAUAACUCCAUUAGUUUCGUUGGGCCACAUUUCUAUGUUAGCACCAGAUCAGUUUGCUUCCCCAAUGAAAUCUGUAGUAGCAAAUUUUAUUGUGAAAGAUCUGCUAAUGAAUGACAGGUCUACAGGUGAGAAGAAUGGAAAAUUAUGGUCUCCAGAUGAAGAAGUUUCCCCUGAAGUACUGGCAAAGGUACAGGCAAUUAAACUUCUGGUAAGGUGGCUGUUGGGUAUGAAAAACAACCAGUCUAAAUCUGCCAAUUCAACUCUUCGGUUAUUGUCAGCGAUGUUGGUUAGUGAGGGUGACCUGACAGAGCAAAAAAGGAUCAGUAAAUCUGAUAUGUCUCGCUUGCGAUUAGCUGCUGGUAGUGCCAUAAUGAAGCUUGCUCAGGAACCUUGUUACCAUGAAAUUAUUACCCCAGAACAGUUUCAGCUCUGUGCACUCGUUAUUAAUGAUGAAUGUUACCAGGUAAGGCAGAUAUUCGCUCAGAAGCUGCAUAAAGCACUUGUGAAGUUACUGCUCCCCUUGGAGUACAUGGCGAUCUUUGCCUUGUGUGCCAAAGAUCCUGUGAAGGAGAGAAGAGCACAUGCACGACAGUGUCUGCUAAAAAAUAUCAGUAUACGCAGAGAAUACAUAAAGCAGAACCCAAUGGCUACUGAGAAAUUACUAUCACUGUUGCCUGAGUAUGUAGUUCCAUACAUGAUUCACCUGCUAGCGCACGAUCCAGACUUUACAAGAUCACAAGAUGUUGAUCAGCUCCGUGAUAUCAAAGAGUGCCUGUGGUUCAUGCUUGAAGUUUUAAUGACAAAGAAUGAAAAUAAUAGCCAUGCCUUUAUGAAGAAAAUGGCAGAGAAUAUAAAAUUAACCAGGGAUGCCCAGUCUCCAGAUGAGUCAAAGGCAAACGAAAAACUUUAUACAGUAUGUGAUGUGGCUCUGUGUGUUAUAAAUAGUAAAAGUGCUUUAUGCAAUGCAGAUUCACCAAAAGACCCAGUCCUCCCAAUGAAAUUUUUUACACAACCUGAAAAGGACUUUUGUAAUGACAAAAGUUACAUUUCAGAAGAGACAAGAGUACUUCUAUUAACAGGAAAGCCAAAGCCUGCUGGAGUACUAGGUGCUGUCAACAAGCCUUUAUCAGCAACAGGGAGGAAGCCCUAUGUUAGAAGCACCGGCCCUGAGACAGGAAGCAGUGUUAAUGUAAACUCAGAGCUGAACCCUCCCACUGGAAAUCCAUCAAGGCAAUUUUUCCUACAGUUGUUCUUGUUACUAGCCAUCACUACUGGCUGGAAGGAAAUUAAUUCUGAUCAGCCUACCCAGGGCAACAUCAGCAGUGAUCGAGGAAAGAAAAGAACAGUAGCAGCAGCUGGUGCAGAGAACAUCCAACAAAAAACAGAUGAGAAGGCGGAUGAAUCAGGACCAGCCGCCCCAGCCAAAUCUAGGCGGGGACGUCGACCCAAGUCUGAAUCUCAGGGCAAUGCAACCAAAAAUGAUGAUACCAAUAAACCACUUAACAAGGGAAGGAAAAGAGCUGCAGCUAGUCAGGAGAUCCCUGGGGGUUUGGAAGCAGGUAAUGCCAAAGCACCCAAACUGCAAGAUGUAGCCAGAAAGGCAGCACCAGCAGAGAGACAGAUCGACUUACAAAGGUAACAUAUGUCAUUUCUUUCUUAGCCUUGAGUUGAGACAUUUUGUUUUAUCCUUGGUAUGUGUCAGUCACCCCCAACAGCUAGGCUUGGCAAGUGAGAACUGCUCUUUUCCUAAGUAAGUUAUGACAGUGUUUGUUUUAUCUCAUGACCUCUGAGUUGAAGGAAUUAAUUGGAAGAAAGAUCUUUUUUCCUUGGGUUAAUUUUUAUUUAUUAUAUGGUAUGUUGAUUUUUCUGUUUAUUGGGAAAGAGAAUAAUUAUCUUUUGCCUGGUAUCCUUCAGAGGGUUGCAUGGGUUUAUAUAACCUAAAGAAUUAUGUUUGGGUACAGUUCCAGAAUGGGGAAGAUAGUCCUUGCUCUUUAUUCUCGUUGUAGUUAAUUCUGAUACAGGUCAACAACUUAUUCUUCCCCUGGCCUGCCGUUGAAACAGGCUUACAGCUGCUUACCUUUAAUUAUUCUUGGCUGAGAUGUUGAAUUUUCCACACUAUAACAAUGAUGCCCCAUUUAGAAAUUUAAAAGGCAGCCCCUUUCAUCUUGACCUAUAAUUAGAACCUAACAUGCCCUCCUCUUUUGUCCUUAUAUACCUAACGCACCUACCCCUAAAUUAGACUGUAAGCAUCUGAAUUCCUUAUAGAGAAGAGUCCCAGUUUGAUCAACUCACAGUACCUCCAGGAUCCUUUUUCAGUAUUUUUCUAAAGUGCAGUGUCACUGAAACAUGUGUAAGUACAUUUAAAAUACAGUUGAGACUCUGUAGGUUGACCACCCAAGGGACUGUAAUAAACUGGUCAACAUAAGGAACUAGGCCUACUGUACUGAUAUGUACAUGUGAUGCAUGUCCAGUCUGUGAAAAUGAGGUCAACUUGACAAAGUGGUCAUUGUAAGGGAGGUGGUCAGUCAUGUAGGUUCUACUGUAUUACCAUUUACUAAAUUUUGCAAUUUGUGACUGUUAUGUUUCUAUGGAUUUGAAGUGUGUCUGGACAGCUUUUGCAACAUCUUAUGAGCCAGACUUAGUGCUUAGCUCUUUGUUAUCCCAUUAAAUCCUUAAAAUGGUUCUGUGUUUUAUUUUAAAUAACUGAUAUAGUUCAUAUAUGUGAUGGUUUCUAUUAAAUGGAAAAUGUACACAUAAUUUUAAUAACUGUUAAGUAAAAUAGCUAGUUUAUUUAAAAUAAUCAUAGAUUAGACUGGGCUCAGAGGCUCAUGCCCUCUGAAGUAAGAGGAUCAUUUGAAGCUAGGGUUUCAAGACCAGCUUGGGCAACAUAGUGAGACCUCAUUUCUACAAAAAUACUAGCAAUAACUAAAGGUUAAAUGAGACCAACCUCUUUCAGAGUACAUGCAAACACAAUCCUUGCAUUUUAGGGUUAGAGAGGAAAACCAAGAGAACAAUCAGAUAUUUCUGAAGAUGGCAAACAUAAAUAAAGCACUCAAUGCUAAGAACAAGAUGCAUGAAAAUUAGUUAGAAUUAUAUGUAGAAGGUAUUAUGGAGUCUAGCGUCAUUAUUAGUAGUAAUAAUAGUGAUAAUAGAAAAAGUUCCAGCUCAGUGCUUGUAGUUCAAGCAGCUAAGGUGUCAGCCACAUA
Otolemur garnettii (small-eared galago) is the source of this 5609-nucleotide messenger RNA. RefSeq names its product PDS5 cohesin associated factor A (gene PDS5A). Lineage: Eukaryota; Metazoa; Chordata; Mammalia; Primates; Galagidae. Gene Ontology annotation, biological process: mitotic sister chromatid cohesion; DNA repair. Bases 161 to 4042 code for a protein of 1293 amino acids. The transcript is spliced from 30 exons. Gene Ontology annotation, cellular component: chromatin; nucleus. The record is from RefSeq and is a predicted model, not a curated record.